Messenger RNA from Kluyveromyces lactis, 627 nucleotides. RefSeq lists its product as uncharacterized. The record is from RefSeq and is a predicted model, not a curated record. The transcript has a single exon. The coding region runs from base 1 to 627 and encodes 208 amino acids. Gene Ontology annotation, molecular function: protein binding. Lineage: Eukaryota; Fungi; Ascomycota; Saccharomycetes; Saccharomycetales; Saccharomycetaceae.
AUGAAUAUUUGGAUCGCAGCUAGUAACGGGGAGACCGAACUAGUGGAAAAAUUUAUUAAACAAGGCCAAACCGCAAACGACAAGGAUGAAAACGGAUACACCCCAAUCCACGCGGCUGCAGCAUAUGGUCAUAUCGACCUGCUAAAGAAGCUUGUACAAGAGCAUAAUGGUGAUGUAAAUAUCAAGGACUCUGACAAUGACACACCACUUCACCAUUGUGAAGAUGCGACUACAGCCAGGUCUCUAAUAGAACAAUUAGGAGCUGAUCGUGAGCUUUUGAAUAACGAGGGAAAGACAUGCUUCCAGGUGUGGCAAGAAACAUGCGACGACAACUUGGACCUUUUGAGAUAUGCGGAAGAAGUCCUCGGAGAAACCAUAUUCAAUACUUCUCUUGGUAUUGAUAAAGAACAGUUAAAUCAAUUUAAAGACAACAUACGUUACACGUUAGAGAACGAUCCAGUAGACGAGACAGAUCCCGAAUCUUUGGAACGUAGAAAGAAACUAGAGAGCAUAAUUCAGGGUGAAAACGCAGAAGAAGAGCUUGAAAAGUACAUUAGAGAUUUGAUUCAUAAUCAAUUCUUUUCGAAUAACAAUGACAGUUCGGAAAACAAUAAACGAGUCAAAUAA